Molecule: messenger RNA, 2748 nt
Organism: Dermacentor andersoni
Lineage: Eukaryota; Metazoa; Arthropoda; Arachnida; Ixodida; Ixodidae
Gene: cpo
Product: RNA-binding protein
Molecular function (GO): RNA binding
Source: RefSeq, a predicted model, not a curated record
AGAAUAAGCACAAAAAAAUACGAAAGGCGCAAGCCACGGCCCAGCGAGCAGCGGCGCUGGGCACAUGGGCGGCGAGCGAGGCGCAACGCCGGCGGACAGCAGUUGUUGCGAGGAGAGCAUCUGAAGCGAGCUGCCGUCGGCGCGGGCGGACUCGUGAAAGCGCAAGGCGCGUCAGCCGCAGGUGUGCGCGCCUCCACCGGCAAGCAGAGCCCCGGCCCUUGAGCCGCCGCGCGCGCGCGCUCGCGCCCACGACGCUGUUCUGCCGUCACUGCUGCCCACCGAGGCGCGUCCCCCCAUGCGCGCACUUAGGCCUAGCUAGAAGAACGCCGCCGCACGAGACGAUCACCACGACGACACACGCACGGGGCCGGAUUACGAGAGGCGAGCAAAGCGGCGCAGCGCGACCACGUCCCUCAUGUCCGUGGCCAACACCGAGAGCUCGAUGACUCUGAGCCAGAGCAUGGAUUCCGUCAACACGGUAGCCGAGGAAGAGGUGAGUGUGCCAUGCUGUUGUUCUUGCUCGGCGGAACCGUGCGGCGUUCAUUCGGUGCGGACACUCUUCGUGAGUGGCCUUCCCAUGGACGCAAAGCCCAGGGAACUCUACCUGCUAUUCCGUGCCUACAAGGGUUAUGAAGGAUCUCUGCUGAAAGUCACACAAAAGAAUGGAAAGACAUCUUCGCCAGUAGGUUUUGUAACAUUUUCCUCACGAGCUGGAGCAGAAGCCGCCAAGCAGGAGCUUCAACAGGGCGUGCGGUUCGACCCCGACCUUCCACAGACCAUCCGGCUCGAGUUCGCCAAGAGCAACACAAAGGUUAGCAAACCGAAACAGCAGUCUCCUCCCGCCGCGGCCACGCACCCGACACUCCUGCACCCUAUCACGGGACAAGAAAUCGGCGCCGCCCUGCUGCCGGGGACCCACGACGGCUGGCCACACCACCCUCUCUCCUACGCUGAAGUGCCCGUCACCACUACCCUGCACACUGCGGCUCUCAUGCACCCGGCCCUCCAUGCGCAGCUGCCCCCUCCGUUGACGAUGCCGCACCCACUGUCGCACGCGGCGCUGGCCGGCAGUGCAGCUGCGAUGCACGCCACCAUGCCGCCCCCGCACCUGGUCACCAGCCCGGCGCUCGCGUCACCUGUCGGCUCCACCUCGUCUUCGGCUGCCGCAGCGGGAACGCCACCCUGCUCCACGCUGUUCGUGGCCAACUUGGGACAGUUCGUCUCCGAGCAGGAGCUCAAGGACCUCUUCGGAAGUUUCCCGGGUUUUUGCCGCUUGCGUAUGCACAAUAAAGGUGGCGCUCCCGUAGCUUUUGUCGAAUAUCAAGACGUCCGCCUUGCAACACAUGCUAUGAAUGCCUUGCAGGGCUGUGUACUGUUCUCCUCAGAUCGAGGUGGAGUCCGCAUUGAAUUCGCCAAAAACAAGAUGGGAGAGGUCUCAUGCAGUAUCGGUGUUAGCAGACCUCAUGAUGGCAAUGUAGAUGUCAGCGCCACGCGCUCGUUAUGGAUGCUAUUCGGUGACGCCUGGUAUCCCGUGAAUGAUGAACUGCAACAGUCGAGAAAACGCUUCAAGUUUCCUUAGGUGAAUCUCGGUGUGUGUUCGAGAGGUGUACACAGCAGGCUGCAGUGCAAGCAACCAAAGGCGAAGGCUUGGACAAUAUUUUCAGUACAUUGCAUUAAUCGCGUUUCCCGUGGGAGGCGCCACUAGUUUGUGAUGAAAAAAAAAAAAGUUAUUUAGGCAAGCAAUGAGUGUUUAGUGAAUAUUUUUUUUCUGGUUUUCUUUUGUUUUGUAUACUGUCUUAUUGUCUUGCUACCCUUUAUAGUGCUUCGGCGUAUCGGCACAGCGCUGCUUUUAUUCGUGUGAGGUGACGAUACUGUAUUGGUGUGAUAGAUGAGUAUAGUUUAGAAGUCUGUUGUGCGGAGCGCCGACUACCUUUGACGCUUCAAAACGUCUUUAUCGGGAGUGUCUCAGUACGCGCUUAGUGUUCAUUUCCUCAAGUUUUGUCUUCUGAAAGCUGUCCUUGCUGAUACAGUGCAUCCCGACGUCUUGUGCUUACAUUCACGCGGUUGUGCCAUGUGUUGGAUCGCGCUUGCGGAAAAUUGCGGAAAAGGAUAUUUGUGAACUCUGCAUGAUACUCCAAAGUACAGCCAGCUAAUACAACUAUCGCGAAUAGAUGUUGAGACCAAAGAGACAGCUGUUUGAACCGAAAAACAGAAAGAAGAAAUUGGGUUCACAAUGUUGUACUAGUCACAGUGUACAAAGAAAAACUGUAAUCACUAUAUUUAUAGCAAGACGAUCUUUAUCGUGUGUCUUCAUUAAGAUAUAUCCUAAAUUUAAAGCUUAACUUAUUUAAUUAAUAGUGGGAACUUUUAUUGUGCUAGCACUCAAAAUAAGAUGCGGACUUUUUAAGAAUAGUACUGUGAACAGGGAAAGCGUAACAUCACAGACAUCAAAGCAUACUUUGCUUCAGAGAUAUAUUUUUGUGAGCCAGUAACGUUCCCAGUGACCUUCAAAUCCAACUGACUUUGUGUAUUCUUUGAACUCAUUACUAAUGCCUUUUCUCUAUCAAUAAUCAUUUGCUUUUCAUUAUUUUUGGGUCGUGCCGAUAUGUUUAUUUUGUUAUGUAAUUUACAAGUGCUACUUUUUUCAUUCAUAACCAUUGAAUAUGUUACUGCUUGUUUGGACCAUUUUUGCAUGAUUAUUCUGUAUUGUAUUUUUUGUUACUAAAGCUAUUUAAUUAUAAACAUUGA